Colletotrichum higginsianum IMI 349063 is the source of this 372-nucleotide messenger RNA. RefSeq lists its product as uncharacterized. The record is from RefSeq and is a predicted model, not a curated record. Bases 1 to 372 code for a protein of 123 amino acids. The transcript is spliced from 2 exons. NCBI's taxonomy places the organism in Eukaryota, Fungi, Ascomycota, Sordariomycetes, Glomerellales, Glomerellaceae.
AUGGGUGGAACACUCGCUCGACAGCGGUCUGUUGCAGUAGGAGGAGGCUCGGAAUGGCACUGGAACAAGGAUGAGAGGGAUGGCUCAGAGGCCAGCGCCGUCUGUCGCCUGUGCUGUCCAGGCCAGCCUGAGCGAGAGCAUGGGUAUUAUCGACGACGAAGCGAAGAGCUUACCCCUCUCCCCCCCCUGGCCUUCGUUCCUCGUAAGUUCCAGUCCAUGUACGAAGGCGGUUGGCUAGCGUCCGAUCAAGUUGUGGGAGCCACUGAGAGCUUGCUUCGCUUUACGAAGCCUCUUUGGGCACCACAUUCCAGGGAUGAUGAAUUCCGCACCGCACUGUCGCCCUCACGUGCCAUGACCCACCCAGCCGAGUAG